Stomoxys calcitrans (stable fly) is the source of this 2277-nucleotide messenger RNA. RefSeq lists its product as uncharacterized. The transcript has a single exon. Gene Ontology annotation, molecular function: serine-type endopeptidase activity. Bases 110 to 2221 code for a protein of 703 amino acids. The record is from RefSeq and is a predicted model, not a curated record. NCBI's taxonomy places the organism in Eukaryota, Metazoa, Arthropoda, Insecta, Diptera, Muscidae.
GAAACACUUGAAACAUCGCAGCGCUUCUUCUUGUUUUUGUUUUACUUCUUUCUCAAAGUCCAGCGCUAAACUUUAAAAGUGAAAUCUUGGCGAGAAAGAAAGGUUGAAAAUGAAAUUUUUGCUUUACCAUUUGGCAAGCAUAUGGUGGAUAUCCUUAGCAUGGGGCCAUACCCAUGAUGAAAUACCCAAAUGUGCUCUCACGGGUGUCUACAAGACGCGACAAACCAUUCUGGAGUCUCCCAAUUAUCCGGAUAAUUAUCCAGCUGGCACCUGUUGGGAUUACGUAAUACGCUCUCCAUUUCGCUGUCCCACCAAGUUUCAUGUACAGUUCUUGGACUUCUAUUUGGAGGCUUCCAAGGAUUGCCAGAAUGAUUAUUUAGCAGUGGGCUUGGAAAAUGUCGAUGAUGAUAUGGAUACUUUAUGUGGCCAGGUGGUGGGCAUUAAGAAAUAUCACACGCCUGAUGGCAUAUUGCGUCUGCGUUUCUAUGCUGAUGAAUCACCUUGGUCUACGGGCAAGGGCUUUAAGCUGUUGAUUACACGACUGGCCUGCGAAAAAGAGGAGGUGCAGCGUCAACUGGACGACAAUGAGGAUGAUGAUGACACGGUGACGGUGACUGCCCCAAUCAAUCACCUAAGGCCACCUCAAACACAGAUUAUGGAUUUAUUCCGGAACUUUACAGGUCAGGAGCAACAUCAAGUGUAUCCUUUGCCUCCGGUAUUUGCUAUAAACUAUGCCACACCCCUACCUUCGCCGCCUUAUCCUGCAAUAGGUGGCUACUAUUUGCCCUCAGCGCCAGCAGUACAACAGCAAAAUUAUUUGGCCAAUACACAAAACACAUUGGAGAAACCCUGCACCACUAACAAUGAACAAAAGCAGCUGCAGCAACAACAGCAGCAACAGCCACAAUUGCUCUACCCCACUCAGCCUUCCUAUGUAGUAGGCAGCAGCAACAAUUACUUGCCCAUUUCCAGAGAUCAAUAUGUGGGUUCUUGGCCCACCAGCAGUUAUCUGCGUGCCAUUGAUGGCAAUGGCCGAGCUUUGGAUGAAUGCUGCACUUCGGCAUUUCAGCAAAAACGGUUCUAUCUUUCCAGUCCCGGAUUUCCUCGCACCAUUUUCAGCAAUCUCUUGCCAGUGAAUAGAAGAGAUUGUGAAUUCCGCAUACAAAAGCAUUCUGGCAAUGUCUGCCGCCUUAGAGUGGAAUUCAAAUUUUUUGAUUUUGGACAAAGUUACCAUGGCACCGGUUCGGUGGAGGGCAAUAUUGGCCUACCGGCCAUCGCAUCUUCGCGCAACACUUGCACCGAUGACUACAUUGAAAUUGACAAUCAGCGUUUUUGUGGUUGCCAUUCGGACAAUGUUUACACGGGAUUUUGGAAUUAUCAUGGACACAAGAAGAUACGCAUGAGAAUGGGUUACUCUGGCAUACCAUCCAGCGGUUUUCUUUUGGAAUUGAUACAAGAAGAAUGUUCGGAGACACAAUUUUCAACCUCCACCUUAAGGCCAACCAGGCCCAUUGCCCCCACUCCCACUUUGCCCAUUGAGAACGGUCACAAUUAUUUGGAUCAACAACUGCAACAUGGUGGUGGUCAUUAUACAGGAGGUCUGACACAACAACAAUUCGGAGGCUUAGCUCAAAAUAUUGAGGGACAAAAUCCAUUUCCACUGCAACCCAACUAUCAGGGCCAACCAGUAUUGCAACCCUUCAUAAAUCCAGGAAUUCCACAAAAUCCUCUUUUCGGACAACCACAAAUUUCUUUGCCCUCAAAUGGAGGAUUAUAUCAACCAGUGCCAGCCCAGCUAGGUGGUGGCUAUCAAUAUACCAGCCCUAAUCCUUUGCAGGUGAAUCCCUUUGGUUUACCUCAAAUACGUUACGCCCGUUCGUUUGGUGAUCAACAGCAACCUGUGACAAUUGUUGAGACAAAUUCCACCCGAAAGGAGUACUAUUUCAAUGAUAAUGGUGAUACUACCACCUCCGGCCCAUAUGCCUCCGCUCUCCGUGCCGAACCUCAACUCAGUAUUGCCAUGUCACGUUCAAGCAAGGCAGAAGGAGCCACCCGUUGGGAAGCCGAGGAUUUGAGAGCAAAUAAAAAUCGCGCUCAGGUUCGACGAAAGUGCUCUUUCGAUAUGGGUGAUAUUUUGCGAUUAUCUGUUGAUGUUUUAUGGAUAACUAAGCCAACAUGUUAUGCUCCGCAGAGAAAUUGGUUUUCCAAUUUACUAGGUUAGCACCGUUCGAAGUGAAAUUAAUGGUAAUGUUAGUGAAUUGUAAGCAAAUAAGAUCA